Messenger RNA from Aspergillus pseudotamarii, 2712 nucleotides. RefSeq lists its product as uncharacterized. NCBI's taxonomy places the organism in Eukaryota, Fungi, Ascomycota, Eurotiomycetes, Eurotiales, Aspergillaceae. The transcript has a single exon. Bases 1 to 2712 code for a protein of 903 amino acids. The record is from RefSeq and is a predicted model, not a curated record.
AUGUCGACAAAUAACAAGACCGUCAAGCUCCAAUGCCUUGAACGGCAUUAUAUUAAAGAUAAUUCUAGUGCGACUUUUGGCGUCCCUUGGUCCCGUGGAAAGUAUUGGCCUGACAGAACAACCUUCACUUGUUCUAGCCAUAGGAAUAGAUCCAUUGCUUUGCAAUCAUGGGUAAUCGCGUACUGGCCAGAUGGGUCAAUCAAAUGGACAGCGCAUGCCUUUGCGGCUGAUACCGACGUGGCUGACAGCUAUUCCGUGGAAGCAAUCCCAACGACGCCUAAGCAUCUCGAGCCUAUUAACGUAGGUAUUUCGAUAAAAAGGGAUACCUGUUCAGACCUUAUAGAAGUUGACACGGGCAAGGUCCGCGUGGUCUUUCCUACCACCGGUUCAGAAAUAAUCAAGAGUAUCGUCCUGAGUAAUGGGACGACAAUCGGCCAAAAUGGCCGACUGAUAAUGCUCUCAAAAGCAUUGCUUCCGACGGAGACAGAUAAAUCAGAUAACAGCCAGUUUCUGAGCAGCAUUGAAAGCGUAAAUAUUGACCAGGGAGGCCCCAUAAGGGCUCUAUUGACUGUACGCGGAAAACACUGGGCGGUUGAAAUUGGCGGCCGCUCACAAGCACCAUGGCUCCCUUUCAUUCUGCGGUUCUACCUGUACUACAAUUCAGAUUCCAUCCGGAUCGUCCAUACAAUCACGUAUGAUGGAGACGCACAAACAAGCUUCAUCGAGGGAAUCGGUAUCCAGUUUGAUGUUCCGUUGAAAGAUGAGCUGCCUUAUAACCGGCACAUCCGUUUUGCUGGUGUUGGUGAUGGCAUUUUUGGGGAGGCUGUACAGGGUGUUACCGGCCUUCGCAGAGAUCCAGGGUCAAGUGUCCGUACAGCUCAGAUUAACGGCGAACCUCUUCCUCCUAUGGAUACCUGGAAUGACGAGGUUGGAAGAUAUAUUAAAUGGGUGCCGUGCUGGAACGAUUACAGUAUUUCCCAACUAUCGCCAGACGGAUAUACUAUGAAGAAAAGAACUGCAGCAGGACACAGCUGGGUCAAUAUUCCUGGCGGCACUCAAGCUGGCGGGCUUGCAUACCUUGGCAGUGCAACUCGAGGAGGCUUAGGGCUGGGAAUGCGUUAUUUCUGGGAACGAUACCCGACCGGCUUGGAUGUUCGAAAUGCUAACGAGGCCACUGGAGAAAUCACGCUGUGGUUGUACAGCCCAUCCGCAGAAGCAAUGGAUCUUCGACCGUACCAUGACGGGCUGGGACAAGAAACCUAUGAUGAUGAGCUUGAUGCCCUGCGUAUCACAUAUGAAGAUUGGGAACAUGGGACAGGAACGCCUUUCGGCAUUGCACGGACGAAUGAAAUCUUUCUUUUUGCCUUUGACCAUACCCCCACUUCCGCAGAGCUAAGCAGUUCGGUACAGUAUAUGCGGAACCCACCCGUGGUGAUUCCAGAUCCUGAGUAUAUCUUACAAACAGGCGCAUUAGGCACAUUUUGGUCAAGGAGAGACUCCACGGAGACUGCCACCCCUGCAGAAGCGGAAAUCAACCGAAACCUUGACUUUCUCUUCGAAUUUUACAUGACACAGAUAUCUCAGCGCCGAUGGUACGGCUUCUGGGAUCAUGGAGACAUCAUGCACACUUACGAUGGAGACCGUCACUCCUGGUGCUAUGAUAUCGGAGGUUAUGCAUGGGACAACUCCGAGCUCUCUCCAGACUUGUUCUUCUGGCUAUAUUUCUUGCAGACGAGCAGAGAGGACGUAUACCGCCUGGCUGAAGCCCUUACUAGGCACACAGGGGAGGUGGAUGUGUACCAUAUCGGACGGUGGAAAGGGCUUGGGACCCGACACGGAGUCCAGCAUUGGAGCGAUAGUUGCAAGCAAUCUCGCAUUUCGAAUGCCAUGUAUAGGUGGAUUUUCUUUUACCUCACAGGAGGCGAUGAGCGGACUGGCGAGCUGCUAGACGAGACACGGUGUGCAGAAAAGACAUUCUUAGCUCUAGAUCCAUACCGUAAGGUGCGACGGGAUAUAACAUCAUACAAACCUGCCGCUGAAGCUGUAUCCAUCUCUUUGGGAACCGAUUGGUCAGCUUUUGCAGCAGCGUGGUUCAUCGCCUGGGAGAGACGAGCACCUGGUUGGGAGGAGGCGAAAAGCAAGCUGUUCUCGUCUAUGGCGGGGAUCUCCCAGCUUCACAAUGGCUUCGUGACUGGAAUGGCUCUUUACAACACCCAAACAGGACAAAUCCAUCCUCCGUCUCACGAUUCGUCAAACCACGGAGUGGUCCAAGUAUCCCAUCUUUCCGCCAUGUUCGGUCUGUUUGAGAUCUGCGCGGUGCUUAUUGACACCCUAGCAAGUGACUUACCGAGGGGCUUUGAGAAAGCAUGGGUGGAUUAUUGUCUCCAUUUCAAUGCCACCGCAGAAGGUCAGGUACAGCGGUACGGAGUAAGCUUUGGAAAUCUGAUAUUGCGCCAGGGACAUUCUCGUUUGACGGCAUAUGCGGCCAAGAACCUUGAAGACUCGGGCUUAGGGCAACGUUCAUGGAAGGAGUUCUAUAAUGGCGAUGGCUAUGCGCCAGAUUUGCCAUGGGUCAGCCAGUUGGUAACCGGAUGUCUCGUCCCAGUAAAUGUUGAAGAGGCAAAUUGGAUUUCAACUAAUAUCUCGUCGCUCUAUGGUCUGGCAGCGAUCCAGAAUCUUUCUUUGGUAAGAAAAGCUUUAUCUUCGCACUAA